Molecule: messenger RNA, 3656 nt
Organism: Hippocampus zosterae (dwarf seahorse)
Lineage: Eukaryota; Metazoa; Chordata; Actinopteri; Syngnathiformes; Syngnathidae
Gene: plppr3b
Product: phospholipid phosphatase related 3b
Exons: 7
Coding region: 73-2400 (775 amino acids)
Biological process (GO): signal transduction; phospholipid dephosphorylation; phospholipid metabolic process
Molecular function (GO): phosphatidate phosphatase activity
Source: RefSeq, a predicted model, not a curated record
AAUUUGCAUUCGUUCUGGCGUCAACAAUUGAUCACGUUUCGUCUCAAAUGAAGAGCCUUUUAUUUUCUGCCAAUGGCGCGGCGAGAAUUCCCUCUUCCGCGAAACCCGUUCGCACGCCCCUUGCGCGCGCGCUCGCAUGCGCGUGUGCCGCUGCGGUGCGCGGGAGCGUGCAUCUUCCUCUGCACGACCACUGCGGACAAGACAGACGGCGACCGGCCGGGCGGCUCGUUUCGCUUCUUUUGUCUUCUUGCGUUCAAGGUGAAAGUGAGACGUCUCAUCAGGAGGAUGAUGAUGAUGAGGAGUUCGCCGUCAGACAAGAUGAAAAGAAAAUGGACCAAGGACAGUGUCACUCUGUUGCCAUGCUUCUACUUUGUCGAGCUCCCCAUCGCGGCGUCGUCCAUGGUGUCGCUUUACUUCCUGGAGUUGACGGACGUGCUGCGGCCUCCGCGGCUGGGCUUUCGCUGUCACGACCGCGAUCUCAGCAAACCCUACGUGGACGGAGGCCAAGAAAUGAUUCCGCUGCUCAUGUUGCUCAGUCUGGCCUUCGCCGGCCCGGCCGCCUCGAUCAUGCUAGUGGAGGCCUUCGUCUACUUGCUGCAGUCCCGAACCAAAGCGGAAGGCAGCGUCAACGCGGGAGGCUGCAACUUCAACUCCUUCCUGAGGAGGACCGUCCGCUUUGUGGGCGUGCACGUGUUCGGUCUGUGCGCGACGGCGCUGGUCACCGACGUCAUCCAGCUGUCGACGGGCUACCACGCUCCCUUCUUCCUCACCGUGUGCAAGCCCAACUACAGCCACGUCUCCUGCGACGCCAACGCCUACGUCACCAAAGACAUUUGCUCCGGACACGAUCAGCAGGCCAUCGCGGCCGCCAGGAAAACCUUCCCGUCCCGGCACGCGACUCUGUCCGCUUUUGCCGCGGUGUACGUUUCGGUAAGUCGGACCCAAUGUGCGAGUCGCGCGACCCAAAAGCUUUUCCGGGACCGGGCGGUCACCGUCUGUCCCCCGCGACCGCUCCUUUGCGAAGCUUCGCGUGUGCCGUGCGUCCCUCCCCGGCAGAUGUAUUUCAACUCGGCCGUCUGGGACGGCGCCAAGCUGCUGAAGCCCGUCUUGGUGUUGGCGUUCGCCAUCGCCGCCGCGCUGAGCGGCCUGACUCAGAUCACGCAGCACCGCAGCCACCCCGUCGAUGUCUACGUGGGCUUUGCCGUAGGCGCUUUCAUCGCCGCCUACCUGGCUUUUCACGCCGCGGCCAACUUCAAGUCCUCCGACGUCCCUCCGGCCGCGCCCUCCCCGCCGAGCCCGGAGGACCCUUUGCGAGCGUUGACCGAGCGAGGGCACCAGUCGGUCUACAACAAGGGGCCCGCCUCGGCCUCCGAGAGCAACGACGAGAUAGCCUCGACCCCGGGGCCCCCCGCGGAAAGCCCGAAGAGGGCCGGCGCGGACGCGGAGCUCGCGGCCCCGCGCGGCCCCACGGCCAAGGAGACCAUGCUGACGUUCGGCAACGCUUUACCUCGAAGUGGCGUCGCCGACGGCGACGGAACACCCGCUCCGGUCCAGCCACGCCCGACAGCGCUCGGCGUGCCCUCGGACCCCGUUUCGUCACGGCGUCUGGUGUCGGAAUGGAAGCGGGGCUCCGCCGAAAUGCGGCUCCAAAGCGCGCGUGACGAGAUGGAGCGCGCCGACAGCGGCUCGGAGGCGGGCGUCCGUGACCGAGGUUCUCCCGCCCUCGUCCGCCACCCUUGCAAGCCGACCCCGACUCCUCCCGCGGGCGCCGCGGCCCCGCCCAGACCGCCGCAGAUCCCGCAAGCGGGACCGCCUCCGGUUUCCCCCAAGACCUCCUCGGCCCGCGCCAAGUGGUUAGCCAUUCGAGAGAAGAGCGGCGCCGAGGCGUCGGGUCGCCUGGCGGCCGGCCAGCCGAGACCGGUUCAGGUGGUAGCCGCGUCCCAGCGGCGAGACCUCCCGCCGUCGCCGUCCUCUGCGGAAAAAUCCCCGGAAAGCGCUUCCGCUUGUCGCGGCUCCUCGAGCGCCGCCCCGUGGUCCCCGCGCCGCGGGCCGCCCGCCGAGAAGCGGCAUGAAGCCGUCGUCACCGUGGACGCCCGCGCCUCUCGCCACCCCCCGACCCGGAGCCCGCCGAGUCCCUGGGAGUGGGCCGGGCCCGACCCGCGCGACGCCUACCGCCCGCGCAGCCCGCGAGCGGGAGACUCCAGCUUUCGACCCGAGCGAGCCGCCGCCGGAGCUUCUGGACCGUCGCCGCCCCGGACGCAAUUGGAGGUGUUGACGGAUGCGCAGCGCGAGGAAAUGGCCUCGAGACGCAAGACGGCGCCGGUUCUGCUGGAGCAGGACGCUCACCUGACAAACGAGAACCACCUGCGUAGUUUCCGCGGUCGCAGCAUGAAGGAGUAGUCGAGUGGCUGACUUGAAAAAGAAAAGAAAAGAAAAAAAUGCUCCCAUUUUGGAGACAGCGGUGCCUGCGAUGGUCGUCGUAUCGAUUCGUCACGUUUGAUUGUAACUGCCCGCUUUCUUGAGCGGUGGGCGGGGCCCCCUGAGUCUCACGGUCUUGGCCGGCGACAUCCGUAUGUAUCGAAAGCCCGAUCGUACGUCGACCUCGCCGCCAUGUUGGAUUUGGACAAGAAAGCCGUCCAAGAAGAGCACAAUCGGAAUGGUGACAAGUUGAGAACUUUCCGCCUUUGCGCAGGAAGCGUUUUGCCCUCACGACUGACGAUGGACUUUUAUUCACGACAACGCCCGUCAUCCAAUACUGGAUCACAUUCAUCCAACGCUUCGGUAAACGUUCAGAGGCGCUCGACGUGCAAAUCUUUUCAUUUUGACCACACCACCUGCUGAUUUUGCGACAAAAUGGGAAUCUCAAAUUUCCCCCGUGAGUGCCGUGAUUCCUGCUCGCGCUGCUCCCAAUCACCGAAUAUCCAAGACAAACGCCCGAAUCGGUGAACGGUCAACAUGAGUUGCGCUGCUUCAGAAAACCUUUGCGUCGCCGGAUCCAAUUAUUCCAGCAAGUCGUUGCAACGUAUCGUUCCUGUACCGGCGGCGUGACAAGCGCUAGGCCUAAACACCGAGUUCAAGGUUUAGUGCCGACAUGUAUCUCGAUACCAGAAAGAUUUGGAACCGUCACUUGACAAGAACUUGUUUGCUUUUGCUUUCCCAAAUGUUGCGGCUUUCCGAAGUUCCGUUUACCGACUUGGUUAAAAAGCGGAUACGCCACAUCCAAUAUGGCGACCGCAGCGACGUGUCACCGCAACACGAGGUGGCCGCCGACGCGUGUCGACGGGCCGGAACCGCGUCGGCGACGCGAAGCGCCUCGUGCCUGCGCCGCCGUCCGUUGGAAGAAACCCGUCCCGGCUCCGGCGGCCGUUUGCCACCUUCGCCGCCCCCCGGGGGGGGGGGCUGCGAUCCAGCCGUCCGCGCGAGCCCCGCCGGUCACCGGCCACACGGAGACAAACCAACCUUCCUCAGUGAUGUCUCGGAUGGACGGAACUAGGAAACUCGGCCAAAAAAGGGACUUGCGCUCGCUCGGGGCCAACGUGCAAAAAAAAAAAGUCCACGCGGGUCCGAUUGCAAGCUCAGGCAACCUUUGGAUGUGACAACGUUUAUUGAAUGUAAACAAGGGCCGCAUGACAAAUAAAAUGUCUUUCAAAUGGAAA